Molecule: messenger RNA, 1541 nt
Organism: Arvicanthis niloticus (Nile rat)
Lineage: Eukaryota; Metazoa; Chordata; Mammalia; Rodentia; Muridae
Source: RefSeq, a predicted model, not a curated record
CCUAUUAAAGGCUUACUUAAUUACUUUAAUGACUCUGGACAGGCUUUAAAACGCACUCGGCGCUGGGACCGCGGGCUUGCUGGGAUUUGUAAACAGGCGAUCGUGUGAGACUCAGCGGUGGGACUAAAGGAAGCGACACUGUUUUGUGAGGGUCCUCGCCCCCCGGUGCCCGCAGCCACUGCGCCCCUGCGCUCUGCGCCGGCUAAGAGUGCAGGCGCUCGCUGGUCCGCCGGUUCCAGUUUCUCGCCUCCUCUUCUCCGAGGUGCCUGUUGCCAUGCAAAUGUUAUUCCUGGACGGAUCACGUGUCCUUUGAAGAGCCACGUGGAUUAACAAAGCUGAUCUGCCCCCACCUCGCCCCCCUCGGCUGCUAAAUUUUUUUUUCUUAACUUCUUUAAAACUGACCUUGAAUGCAUACAUGCUCCAAACGCAGAAUCCCUAAUCCUAUGGAAUAAUUCAGCUCGUGAGAAUGCACUUGCAGUCCUAGAUGGCUGCUUUAUAAAGGGAGCCCCCUCGGACCUGGGAGGCUACAGUCUACCUGGAACACUUGAAGAGGCACACGAGGUGGACCGUGGACGAGUGUCUCGCGCCACCGCCUCUGCCGAGGGCGCGCGCGCACACACACCAGAAUGUCUGACAGGCUCAAGGAACGCAAAAGAACCCCGGUUUCUCAUAAAGUGAUAGAAAAGCGAAGGAGGGACCGAAUUAACCGCUGCUUGAACGAGCUGGGCAAGACAGUUCCCAUGGCCCUGGCGAAACAGAGUUCCGGGAAACUGGAGAAGGCGGAAAUCCUGGAGAUGACAGUUCAGUACCUCAGAGCUUUGCAUUCCGCAGAUUUUCCUCGGGGAAGGGAAAAAGAGCUUCUAGCAGAGUUUGCCAACUACUUCCACUAUGGUUACCACGAGUGCAUGAAGAACCUGGUGCACUACCUCACCACUGUGGAGCGGAUGGAGACCAAAGACACAAAGUACGCGCGCAUCCUAGCCUUCUUGCAAUCCAAGGCCCGCUUGGGCGCCGAGCCCACCUUCUCACCGCUCUCGCUCCCGGAGCCGGAUUUCUCCUAUCAGCUGCAUCCAGUCGGCCCAGAGUUCCCAGGCCACAGUCCAGGCGAAGCCACAGUGUUCCCGCAGGGGGCUACCCCAGGGUCAUUCCCUUGGCCUCCUGGAGCGGCCCGCAGCCCAGCACUGCCUUACUUGUCCAGCGCGACGGUACCUCUCCCCAGCCCCGCACAGCAGCACAGCCCCUUCUUGGCUCCGAUGCAGGGUCUGGACCGGCAUUACCUCAAUCUGAUCGGCCAUGGCCACCCCAACGCCCUCAACCUGCACACGCCCCAGCACCCUCCGGUGCUCUGACACUCACUCAUUGGCCUAGAUUACUUUGCGAUUUGGUGGCGGCUUGAGACGAUGUAUAUAUGUUGUACAUGUGUAAAUAGUGUACUAACAAGAACUGGAUGGGAGAGCGUCAGGAGCGAAAUCGCCUUCUGAAGGACUUCCCCUACCAAUAAAUAUUUUUGUGCUAAAGACCAAUAAAUAUUUUGUGCUAAA